Messenger RNA from Geodia barretti, 2899 nucleotides. Lineage: Eukaryota; Metazoa; Porifera; Demospongiae; Tetractinellida; Geodiidae. The record is from the annotation of a GenBank genome assembly.
CUCCAACUAAGGCUUCGCAGAAAUUCCUCCCACGGCGCAGCUCUUUUUGCAAGCUGUAGACAGGUACAGGUGUCAGCAGCUUAGGAAUUAUCCCCCUGCGUCUGCAUAUAUAAACUCUCCCCCUCCUUGCUUGGAGACCCGCGCGAGAAGGCAAGACACGGUCGAAGAUGGGUCUGCUGUCAGAAGGGAAGCCGCUCACGUGGGAAGAGACCAGGAAGUACGUGGAGCUGGUGAAGCGAACGGGCGCUCUCCAGUUUCUGGCCAACUACAACCGUCUCAAGGACAGACCUCGAGACGAGCUCAAAUGGGGAGACGAGAUCGAGUACACUCUGGUCGCCGUUGACGAUGACAAGAAGCGAACGCAGCUACACCUCAUCGGACCAGACAUCUUGCAAGGCCUACAGGUGCCAGAGACGGAAGACCCUGACAAUCACUCCACAAAGUGGAGACCGGAAUACGCUAGCUACAUGAUUGAAGGUACACCGGGGGCGGUCCCGUAUGGAGGGAGUGCCCACCAUCUGAAUGUGGUCGAAGCCAACAUGACCGUGAGGAGAAAGCAGCUGCAGGAGGCUCUGAAAGGGACGACCACUGUUCCCCUGUGCAUCACGGCCUUCCCCCGCAUCGGGUGUCCUUCAUUCACCCUCCCUGCCUACCCCCUCUCUCCCCUCCCUCCCGCCUCUCGGUCUCUGUUCUUCCCCGACGAGGCCGUCUGGAGCGGACACCCCAGAUUCAUAACUCUAACGAGGAACAUCAGAGAAAGAAGAGGGGAGAAAGUGGCAAUGAACGUUCCAAUCUUCAAAGAUACGAACACACCAAGUCCAUUUGUUGAGAAGUUUCCAACAGAUAUCGAUGGCACAGGUUCAGUCAGAGCAAAGCCUGAUCACGUCUACCUCGACUGUAUGGGGUUUGGUAUGGGUUGCAGCUGUCUACAGGUAACAUUCCAAGCAUGUGAUCUCCCGGAAGCAAGACUUCUAUAUGACCAGUUAGCAGUUAUAUGCCCUAUUAUGCUGUCAAUUUCAGCGGCGACUCCUGUAGUUAGAGGUUAUCUGACUGACAUGGACUGCCGGUGGAACAUAGUGUCUGGAUCAGUCGAUGAUAGAACUGAGGAGGAGAGAGGACUAAAGCCUCUCUCUGAGUCCCAGUUUGCAAUCCCGACAUCUCGCUAUGACACCAUAGACUGCUACAUCUCCAGCCACGAGUACAACGACAUACCAAUUCUUUGCGACCCCAAAAUCUUCCAAACCCUUCGCGACGGAGGAGUGGAUGAGCUGUUGGCACGUCAUGUGGCCCACCUGUUCAUCAGGGACCCCGUCUCUCUCUUUGAGGAGAAGAUUCAUCAGAACAUCGAGGAUGACGUCGACCAUUUCGAGAACAUUCAGUCCACCAACUGGCAGACUAUGAGGUUCAAGCCUCCGCCUCUCAAUUCUACCAUCGGAUGGAGGGUGGAGUUCAGGCCACUGGAAGUACAGCUAACUGACUUUGAAAACGCUGCAUUCGUCGUCUUUGUCGUUCUGCUGACGCGAGCCAUUCUCUCUUUCAAACUCAACAUCCUCAUACCAAUCUCCAAGAUGCAGGAGAACAUGACAAGGGCACAGAAGAGAGACGCGGUUCGCAGCGAGAAGUUUUACUUCAGAAAGAGUGUUGUCCCCGACGACGACAAAGAUGAUAACGAGGGGGCGGAGCCUAAGGGAUCGCAUGACCACGAGUACACAGAAAUGUCUGUGGACACUAUCAUCAAUGGCAAGGACGAGUUCCCGGGUCUCAUUCCUCUGGUGAGGAUGUAUGUCAACAGUAUAGAGAUGGAUGUGGACACUCGAUGCUCCGUCAUGCAGUACCUCCGACUCAUCUCCAAGAGAGCUUCUGGUGAGCUAAUGACAGGUGCAAGAUGGAUAAGACACUUCCUCACCUCUCACCCUCUCUACAAACAAGACUCUGUCGUCACCGAGGAGAUGAACUAUGACCUCGUCAAGAGGAUGAUGGAGAUCUCCGAGGGGACUGUCCCCUGUCUAGAGCUAACGGGAAAACUCCUCCCAAAAUCAGUCGAUAAUUAAUUAACAAUUUUUAAAACCAGUAAACUACCUUUUUACCGUGAACAAUUUUCAUAUUAAUGCCAUAAUUUAAAAAUAAAGUAGUCACGUUAUUCUUGUAUCAUCUUCUAUCAGAAUUUCACAUCGUUUUCGCUGGGUGUGUGAGAGAGGGUCCAUGAUGGAUGUGGAGUGGGCGUGGUCGGGUGGGUGUGGUCUCAGCAAUGUCUUAAGACGUACGGCCUCAAGGGAAGUGGGUUGACUGUUGAUGAGCCAUUGAAGUUCUUCAUCCUGUGUGGUGAAUAUUAAUGUACACACUCUUUAAUAUACUUGAAACGUGAGUCUUGCGCAAGUCUCAAAUCCUUACUUGACCCUAGUGUUUCAGUUUAAAGGGGAAAUUUCACCAAUAUUUUGAUUACCCGUCACUCUCUAUGUUCAAUUUGCCGGUAACUCUGUGAAAAGUACCUACCUUGAAAAAUCAGAUGAGAAGAAGAACUGACCUGCUGUUUUUCAUAGCAUUCUCGCAGUGACUUUAUUCUAUGUCUGGCCUCCGCUGCUCUGAUUUGUCCGAUGAGUUCACUGUCUUUCUCCAACUCCACCAACUUACCCAGACUCAACUGCUCCUGCUGCCUGCCGUUCUCUGCUGAGCUUGUCUCUCUCUGACUCGUUUCACUGACUCCAUCUGUUUCUCCUGGACCUCCUUGGAAGGUGGCUCAUAUGCCAGGUAGCGGCUCCUGGCCACUGGUCCAAUCCUCUCCAGUUCUCUCUGUGAGCACUCUCUCCAGCUCUUGACCUCUCUCCUCCCCUCCCCUCCACCCACCCUCCCCUCUCCAACUCCCCUCGUCUCUUUCUCCAGCCGUUUCACCAACUGUUGC